Molecule: messenger RNA, 4666 nt
Organism: Orbicella faveolata
Lineage: Eukaryota; Metazoa; Cnidaria; Anthozoa; Scleractinia; Merulinidae
Source: RefSeq, a predicted model, not a curated record
UCGUGAGAUAUCAAUUUGAACACUCGAAGAUAUAUUCCAUAUCUACACGUGCCCAUGUACUAUCCUCUAUUUUCUAGGAAUUGAAAGGGUGCUUAUGGCCUUGUCAUGCAUAAUUUGCUGGCCAUGGCGUUUUUCCAUUUUCUUUUAUCGUUUGGCGUAGAUAGUUGCUGCUUUGUUUUCAAUAACCGGUCUCUCUGGAAUGCCGAGCUCUUUACAACAUUGUGUAGCUUCUUUCGCGACAGAGUAGAUUUUCUUCCUUUCAGUCGUAACUUUUUACUAAUUGGAAGAGUGGACCAUCUUUUCCUGUCAAAUAUGCAUUAACCUCUAUGGUGGUGGUUUUAACGGACAAUUUGAGUUCAACUGUUAUUAUACAGCAGUUAAAAACUUCUGUAUGCUAUCCAGACGACCAAGACGUAAUUGGUGUGCGUUCUCGUUAUUCUCAAACACAAUCACCUUUCUAAAACCAAUUUUCUUACCGUUCACAGACUUGGCAGUUAUCAUGGCAGACCUCCGUAGCAAGCUCCAACUGGUUCUUGAAAGAGUCGAGGACUUCCUGAAAAAGGGCAUCGGAGAAUCAACCGAGGAAACUGAAAAACGACUGGCAACACUCCGUGAAAUUUCUGAAAUCCUAGCAGGUAUUAUCGCAGAAAAAGGCCAAGUUCAGGAAGAGGCAUUCGAGGGGAACCAGUGCAUAGUACUCAUAGUGAGACUUAACGAAAUUCUCCUUUUUGGGCUUUACAUUGAGUGUCUGACUCAGCUCUCCAACCGGUCCAACAUGGUCAAUGAAAUGGAGAACAAACAGAAAGAGGAUAAAUCGAGUGCACUUCCUGAAUUCAUGCAAGUAAAGUACGAUCAAGUUAAGUCCUACCUGGAAAAAGCCGAAGGGCAACUAAAGAAAAUCGAUGAAACGCUUUCUGAGCUGUUGCCAAAGGUAAAGGAGGCAAAAAUAAACAAAUUCGAAAUCCCAGAUAAGGAGAUCGCUGCUUUGGAAAUGGAUAAAGAAGAUAUCGAGAAUGAGUUACAGACAUGCAAGAAGUACCUGGACAGUGCCGAGGAAAUGCUCAGCAAGCUGAAGGAGGAUAUAACAUCAGAAACGUGGAAGUUUGGUGUCAAGGUGGUAGGAGCAUCUGCAGGAGUUGCGGCAGUAGUAGCUGUUGGCGGUGUCCCGCUAUUUGGGGCGGCAUCAGCUCCCCUGGCCGUCGCCUUCUUGGUGUGGAGAGGUUGGUUUCCUGAGAAAAAAUAUUAUUUCAAGUUACUUUUGAGUUUUCGUAAUCACUCAUGUUUAAUGCAAGAAAGUGACCACAUAAAACUGACAUUAAAAGAAAUUCGCUGUAAAUUUCUUUGCUAGUGACUUUAGCUCUGCCUAUACCAUAAUUACAGUUUCCGCAUAUGAAACACAAUGAUGGAACCUUUUACACGGAGUCGAGUGUAACAUGCUUUUCAACUUUCGUCAGUUACUUCAUUACUUAAGCCUAGCUUGUUUUAAUUCUCAGGAACCGUUCAUUUUUAAUCGAUCGGAGGGGGGAAUGGAUGAGAAGUUAAGAAACCCCUAUUUGGUUCCGAUUUUUAGGAGCCUCUACUCUAUAUAUCGGUAAAAGUCGUCACAAACCACAUCAUUUUGCUACUUUACAGCUAUACAUGUGACAUUGAGAUGUAUAGCAGUUGUUCAGAAGAUCUUCUCCACAAAAGUUCAAGUUAACAGGUUCAUUUACAAGUUUAACAUUCAAACGCUCCUGAAUUUUGCCUAUUCUAUGGGGAUAUUCGAAUGAAUUUGAUAGGUACCAAGGGAACAUUCUCUCAUACUAUGUAUGAAGAGUUUCUAUUAAUACAAAUCUUAGGGUUAGAAUGUCAACUUCUCUAACACGAUCUAACUUACUAAUUGUCCGCUGACACCAAUGUUAAUGACCAAAGUUGAAGAUGUUUUUCUAAAAUGAGUAUUUCUUAGUUUUCUCUAUCCUAACCAACUUUAAGUAGUCUUUUUAGUUCGUUUUUCUAAAGAGAUAACAAAAAAUGUCUCAAUGGGUAUUCCGCUCUCACUCAUGUUGGGAGAAACUGCAUUGAUAGGUACAAAAUACACUCUUACAGAAUCCUAUGCGAAACAUUCUACGAGCGCCCUAAAAAACUGAUUUCAAGAUUCAAGACCCCACAUAGUAGCUAGCUAAAAACAUUCAGAAUCUCUUACUAAGAGAGAAAAUGAUUUUCUCACCCAGUUCCCCUCUCCAAUAAAUAAUGAGCGUUUCCUGAGCAUGCACUCCAGUUGAAUAAACUACAGAAUCUGGAAACAGCUGACGAAAAAUAUUUUCUGUUUUACAAACAAAAGCUACCUGCUAAGGCAGAACUUCUGUUUUUCACCUUUUGUCGGAUGCAGAAUAAAGAUUAACAAUGUCAAAACCGUUACUCGGAGAUGAAAUCGGUUAAAACAAAAAGUAAACAUGCGUUAACGAGUAAAAGAGAGGCUCUCCAUGGGUACAAACGGACUUCCUUUCCAUGUAUUUCUUUUUUCCUUUUACAAGUUACUUCUAUAUUUUCGGCAGUUGCUAUCUUCAUUAUCCUGUGAAGGAUUUGUACAUCGCCAUUCCUCAGUCACUUCUUCGAUACGACGUCCAGUGACGUGCUUUCAUUUAGAAACGUGACCGGAUGGUUGUUGUUCCAGUGAUCAAUAUUUAAACGUUACAAAUUUGCUUAAAUUGGUAUCAAUUGAUGCGCACUGUUUUCAUCGAAAUCAGAGGCUAGAGGCAUGCAAACUCAGUUAACCGCCCUGGGACGAGGGCGGGGGGGUGGGGCGCAGGGGGGCGGUGCUCGAUAGCCUUGGAUAGUUGGAUAGUUAAGUGAAUUCAAAACUUUUCUUUGACUGCCAAAUUGAAAGAGAAUGUAGAAUGAAUCCAAUUUAGCUGUCAUUUGAAAUGGUAAUACCUUUCCAAAAUCUGAUAGUGUAAAACCAUGAAUCCCAUGAUGAUGAUGCCUUUUAUUACUCCGUCUCGGAGCAUAGGCCACAGAUAAAGCGCCUCCACCCUCCUCUGUCUCUGGCCAUCUGUUCAAUCUGAUUCCAGGUGUAGCCUGAUUCCAGGUGUAGCCAUUAUAUAUUUAAAUAACGCGGCUUUCCAAGGCUUUCCAAAAGACAGUCAACGUGUGUUUUGGUGAUAAGGCGUACACAAAAUCAUUAACCUAAACAUAACUGAUUUGCAAUAUCGCCUGCAGUUUGUUGAACUUUUCCCCGACCUUUCGUAGAUUACAUGGUAUUUUGGCUACGCUACUAUUUGCAAUCUCAGCAUGAACUUCGUGAUCGCUUUGCGUUUCGUUAAGGCAGUCAUUGGAGAGCCGCUCUGUUAUCUUGUUAACAGCUGUCACAGCUAGAAUAGAUAAAUAAUUGUUUCAUCCAAUACAAUUAAAGCGGUCAAUUGCGAACAGUUGACUGGUUUAGGGGGUGCACUAGGGCUCUAAAUACCCGCUUCACGUCACGUUUGCUCUCAGUUCCCGCCCUAGAUAGUGUAAUGCAACUCAGUCGAGAAUUUUUCCUAGUUCUUACCUCUCCCGCCACCUUGGGAACUCCGGGUUUCCCCAUUUCGGUUUUCCUUUCGGCCUCCUCCCGCAGAUUCCCUUGUACAUCCUUCUCCUCCACUCAAUACUGUUCAGCUUGACCAUAUGUAGUUUGUAAAUCUGCAAAUCGCAGAAUGUGGAGGGGAGAAACAUGUCUGGUACAUAUUGUUUGCUUAUGCUUGAAUUGACUGGCCUAGUAGGGUACAAGUACAGUACAGUAUGUGUUACUAAUCCCAUCCUCGAGAUCAACUGCGUGCUACAUGCCGGGUACUUCAGUGAUGUUUGCUAAAAACUGCAUGUGUUUCUCCGACUGGUGUUAGUCGGUUGUUUUAUGUCUUGUUGAGUUUUUUUAAAAUAGAUUCAAUCCUGUUUAAUUCCUGAUAUUUCAACCGAAAGAUUGAAGAGGUUUCCUCUUGUAAGGGAAAGAAUCUGUAUUUAGAACUUUACUUAAAAAUUAGUUAGAACUCCAUUUAAGGACAGAAAAUUGGCUUAAUUCAUGUAGCAAAAAGUGAGAGUUUUAUUGAUUUGUAGAAGACAGGAUUUAAGUAGCGUUUUCUUAUUAUUCAUUCCAUUACAUUUACGAUAUACGAUUUAAUUGUGGGUUUUAAAACUGAGAGCUAUUCUUCUUCGUACCUUAAGCUCUUGUUAAGGUUAAUCUAUUUUAGAUUUCAUGAUUAAGAAUGUACAGGUUCAACCCUUUCAGUGCCAAGUAUAAUCUACGUUUCAUUUCUCCUUAAGAUAUCGAUACAUUGUCAAAUAGAAAGGUAACGAGAAUGAAAAAGUCUCUGAAUGAAUUCUAAAGAAAGACUCGGCUAUCAACUGUGAGAAUUAAGAUUAAAAAAAGGAAGCUAUGAAAGGGUUGAAGAAUUCUUGGCAGUGUAAAACUAGAUAGUUAAAGAAUGGGCGUAGUAUUGAAAGGCUGAAUAUACCAACAGCCUUAUUGUAAGGUAUCAAGGCUUAACUGAGAAUAUAGACAUUUAUUAAGAAACAUUUAUACUGUAUUAGUAUCAUGUUAUGCGGUUAUAUAUUUAGAGAUUUUAACCUUCAGUACGGUAAUCUAUAUAGCCUGUUUUUCAACUACUUUUAGUUUGUAAGAAAAUGCUUGGCUUUAAUUAAAAGAAAGGUUCAG